CCGAAAUCAUCGUAGCGUGAUGCUCUUGUGGCAUGUCUCACAGCCUGGCAAAUAACUGGUAUGGGGUGUUAGCUGUCACAAUUAGUACGUAAGACGAUCGCCCCGCACACGCAGUCGACGCUGCAUCGAAAAUUAGAGCACUAACGGCCCCGCAUGGCAGCGGUAGCCAGGCUGCGGAGCUGCCUGCCAGCUGCCGCAGCCGCGGCCGCGGUGACGCAGGCGCCGACGCGGCCGCAAAAGCACGCGAGGACCGAGGGCUCCGCGCUGCUGCAAUGGCGCUCGUCGCGCGUCGCGCCGCAGAGCGUCGACGGCCGGCCCGUCGCGGACGUCCGCGAGGGCGGUGGCGCCGUUUCUCGCUUGUACGGCGUUAGUAGGAGAGGCUACGCGCCCUACGACCGGAGCAAGAGGAAUCAGGAUGCACUACGCGUGUUGAAAGAUGAGCGCACGGACACGCAAGCGAUCCUCGUGCUCGACGGCCACGGCGAGUACGGCGAGGAGGUGUCGCGUAGGUUUGCCGAUAAAUUCUUGGAUGCCGUGACAAAGCACCCCUUCUGGGCGACGAACAUCGAAAGGGCGUGUCGGGAAGAGUUGGCUCGACUGGAAGGCGAAAUACUAGCCGACAGCAGCAUAGACUGCGCCUUCUCCGGGACCACAGUGGCCUUCGCCGCCGUGCGGCGCAACCAGGUCUUCUGGUGCAACGUCGGCGACUCGCGCAUCACCUUAGGCGUUUUGAGGGAUGGCGUCGUCCGCGCCAGUGCACAACCCUAGUUUCGUGGCGUUUCUAUGUGGCGCGCUGCACCCGACACACUGCUUUAUUUGCGCACAGGUCCGCGCGGAGCCGCUGACCACGGACCACAAACCGGAAACGCCCGAGGAAAAAGACCGCAUCGAGCGCUGCGGCGGCCGCGUCUUCGCGCUCGAGUACGACGAUGGCAUCAUCGGGCCGCCGCGCGUCUGGCUGCCCGACGCGGACGUGCCGGGCCUCGCCAUGUCGCGGAGCGUGGGCGACCAGGUCGCGCACGCCGUCGGCGUGUCGUCGGAGCCGGACUGCGGCGUCCGACGCCUUUCUCCAAACGACCGCUUCCUCGUCGCCGCGACAGACGGGCUCUGGGAGUUUCUGCCAAACGCCGAGGUCGUGGCCCGCGUCGCCGAGGUCUCGUCACAAAGCGGGUCGCCGCGCGCCUGCGUCGACCAUCUUGUCAGAGAGGCCACGGCGCGGUGGCUCGCGCACGAGCGCGUCGUCGACGACACGACCGUGUGCGUCGCGUUCCUCGAGGCGUCGCCGCCUGAUUAGUCCUAUCGUAAAAUGUCG
This is a messenger RNA of Pelagomonas calceolata, 1312 nucleotides long. NCBI's taxonomy places the organism in Eukaryota, Pelagophyceae, Pelagomonadales, Pelagomonadaceae. The record is from the annotation of a GenBank genome assembly.